AUGCGUUACUGCGUUACCUGUAAAGAAACGACACUACAGUCUUGUUUACUUCACACGAUCGUCAAUUGGACGAGUCAGUUCGAAAUGUCAAUGCCAACGAAAUUAGAAAUGAACAUGCAAUGCUUACGUGAACUUUUGGCGAACAAUUUCGUUAUCAAACCAGUUUUGCCAGUAGAGACUAUUCUUAAAGUUAUACAAUCAGACGAUAUUCCGGCUGAAGUAUGGCUCGAUUGUCUCCGGGCUGCAGUUCAAUCAGAGUCGAAUAAUAAUAAUCAAAAUAGUAUUUCAUUUGAUUUUGCACCAGUGAUUAUGCCAACAAUGGAUUUUCAUCUACAACCAUCAACACUAUCCAAAUCGGAUUCAUCGGCACAUCGAUUUCAAUCAAAAUAA
Didymodactylos carnosus is the source of this 390-nucleotide messenger RNA. The record is from the annotation of a GenBank genome assembly. NCBI's taxonomy places the organism in Eukaryota, Metazoa, Rotifera, Eurotatoria, Philodinida, Philodinidae.